Messenger RNA from Strongylus vulgaris, 258 nucleotides. The record is from the annotation of a GenBank genome assembly. NCBI's taxonomy places the organism in Eukaryota, Metazoa, Nematoda, Chromadorea, Rhabditida, Strongylidae.
AUGAAAAUGACAAAUGACGAGUAUGUGUUCCUUUUACUUGGAAUGCGCAGCAUAGGAUUCGGUUCGAGCGGUGUUGGAAAGGAAGUUCGUGAGUACUUAUUGCUUACGUUUGCAUCAUUUAAAGCUAUAACAAAAUUCCAACUUGCAGUUUCAAAUGGUUUAACCCCUUUUUGGGAAGACACUGUUACUAACAAUGCUGAUGGCAUGGAUAAUGUAGCGAGAACAGCUGCAAAAUAUAUGCUUGUGGUAAGAAAAUAA